Messenger RNA from Pocillopora meandrina, 5164 nucleotides. NCBI's taxonomy places the organism in Eukaryota, Metazoa, Cnidaria, Anthozoa, Scleractinia, Pocilloporidae. The record is from the annotation of a GenBank genome assembly.
UUGCAGACCCGCUGCAAUAAGGAAGGAUUCAAUGCAGUGGGAAGCGACCCUCGUCAUUCCAAAGCAAGAAUCGGCAUCAUUGCUAACCAGGAGAAUAACUGUGAUUCCUGUGACUCCCGAAUUGGUUUUGGCACAGGGGGUAAUCAUGAUGACUCAAACACAUGUGGAAAUCAGGCAACAUACUCCCCUGAUAAUGGACACAAACACAUCAAAGCCAUGGGGUACAUCCUUGUACAGUAACAGGGGACACGGUUUAACCUCCCAAAUUUUCAGCCGAGAAGCCAUAAUGAAGAAGAAAAUGUCGUGUCCUAAAGCUUAAAGGUUAAUAAAGCAAUGAGUUUAACCUUAUAUUCUUCUCUGGUUAGCUUUUCUCUAGUAUAAUUUUUUUCAAUGAAAUUCAGAGGAAUUCAUUUUAGCAAAGCCAAUUCAGGAAUUGUUUACGAAGUAAAUAUUGGCAAAGACGCCAUAUUCGAUGUUAUGAUACGUCCACGUCGUUGAGUGUGAGCGAAUCAAGGAAGUGUAACAGAAAAGAAGAAGCACAGAAAAUGUGACUUCCUUCAUGUUUUUUUUUCUCUCGCGCGUUACUCCUUACGCUCACCUCUCGCAUCUUUCUGCUCGAGUGAAAAACUUAAAAAAUUACGCCAGUUCUACAAAGUAACCAGCAGCCCACGGGCGUUAACGAUUUUUAUAGAAAAUAAUUAGCUCAGAUAUAAGAACUAACAAAAUGCAAAAGCAAUACCCUCCCAAAGUAUUGCUUAUCUUUCUCGCUUUCACCAGAAUGACAAAUUUUUGUGUACCAUUUGAGAGGUCAGUCUGUAAGUUAAAUAUGAAUGUACAUAUUAACAAGAUGAUUAUUAGCUCACCAUUCGAACGGAUUUCUUUCCGGGAUAUUUCCCGAGGUCGUGACUUCCCUCACCAAAAUUUCAGAUAUCCUACGUUAAAUUCGAAAAAUUGACAUAAAAAGAUCAGUAGUAUCUCAUCUCGUGAUGUCAUUGACUUUUCUACUUGAGCCGCGUAAAUUGGUUCUGAUUGGUUUAAAAUUCAGAUAGGAAGAGAUAAAAUCAGGAAGUAACGGACAUUUUAAAAAGACGAUGAAGAAGAGUUCCCCACAAAACUAUCUUUUUCUGUCCUUAAUUACACGUUUAGCUCGCGAUUAUCGGAUUUUAUGAUUCUAGGGAAACAAAAGUUACACCAACACCACUCUUAAGCCAAACUAUUCAUGGGAUGGUGUCAGUUAUCUCUUUUCGCAGAUGCACACGUGUGCUGAAAAAAAAAGAAACGAAAAUCCAAAAUUGCACUAUUUCAUCAUAGAACUAGCAUGAUGAAAGUUAACCAUUGGUAUCCUUAUCCUCGGCAGGCCACCAAAUUUGGCAAUUUCGUGACCUUGUUUCAAAAGGAUGGUAAUUUUAUCUAUCACAACCUAUUAGAUCCCGUACAACCAUUUUUUGCCUUUCUUCAGUCUUUUGGGAACUGUAGCAAUUAAAUGAACAAACUCAUCUGGAAAAUUUUCAAUUCAUCAAUCGAUAUAUCAUGAAAGCAUGAUUGAAAACUAUUACUCUUUCUUUUCUUUCCUUUCUGGGGUAAACUUCAAUGGCAGUUCUCAGGCCCUUCCUAACAGUCUCCCGGUUACGACUCCGACAAUUCGAUAGGAUUUCACUGGAACCUAAGCGACGGAGUUGUGAGAGAUAACGAUAUUUUUCUUCCGUUUCUUUGUUUUGAUUUUCACCCGAGCAUAUAGCUCUGCUCUUUUGAUUACGACUGCAAUCGAAUGUAUAAUAAAACCUCUGGAAGUGUUGGCUUGAUGCAGCCUUUGGAUCACAGAGGGUUUUAAUAAACGCGGGGUGCUGACCACAAAAUAAAUUUUGUAAGUAAAAUGGCUUUGAAAUGAUUGAACCGUUUAAGCUCUCUUUUGCAACAUUUAUUUAAUUUAACAGCGGUUAAAACCGAAAUGAUAAUGAUGAUGAUGCGGAAAGUUUUCAUGCAGUGUUCCAGUUUUCACAAUAUGAUUAAUCAGAAUUUAUACUUGUACAACAACUUUAUUCUUGCUGGUUGAACCGUAUUUAACUGUAAAAUUAACAUAUUUGAAAUAAUUUAUUUACAAUUGAGUAAUCUCAAUAAAAGUGUUGAUGUGCCUGCAAAUUCUUAGACGUGUUACUUGACGCACGACUACCGCAUGAGUCAUACUUGGCCAGUUCCAGGCCUUUAGUCAGUAAAACCGAGCGAAAUGGCAAACGGCGCUAUAGGAGCGAGGGAAGCUUGGGUCGGGUCAUUACGCACUCUACCCAAAAUCUCCCUCGUAUUUUUUUCACUCCUCCACCACUGUAGGGUGGUUCAGUAUAGGACUUCGUUUUCCUGACAGAACGCCCGAAACAGGAUGGUGAUGCUAGGCCGCUACAUAAUUCUGAUCUUUAUCUGCUUUGACACUAUUAUAAUUUAUGCUGUUUGCAGCAAAUUCCAAGGUCUGCCUGUACUCAGAAAGUUACCGGUAGUAGUGGGGCGAAACCUCCAGAUACGCGAAAAGGAGACCACUCAAUUAGCAAAAUCGGAUGUAAACUGAAUUUACUCUGAAACACUGAAACACUUUCAAUCGGUUUCAAGUAGGAAACACUCAUUUGAUUGACAUUUCACUUAAUGGUUCAGAGAAACUGUUUACGUGUUCUUUCUGUACUUUGGCCUAAUCUUGAACAGAUUAAAUUUUCAGGGAAGGAGAAUUUGUUUCUUAUGUUAGAGUAAAAAGUUAAAAAAAUCUUCAGAGUUUGGGGCAACUUUGUUGAAGGGUAAAUUACUAUUCUGCGUUAAAACUGACAUUCUUUGACAACAUAAUUAUUUUAUUGUGCUCUGAGAGUGCAGACAGUCAUGACAGACAAAUGAUCUCGCACAAGUUGUUUCAAACAUGGAAAGCAACUGUAACGCUUAUCGAGCAGCACGAUUCACAAACGAAGUAUUGAAGGUCAUAAAGGCUAUAAAUGAACAGAAGUUAUAGUCAUGUUAAACGGCCCCGGUCACUUUAUUUAGAUGCUGCCUAAGUUUGUAUUAUCAACAUUUAUAAAUUAAGUUUAUAAGGCCUGAGAGGGUUGAAGCUGGUCCUCAAGUUGGUCCCGGAAUUAAGGUUUCAGUUUCCCGUUUUAAAUCUGUAUUAGCCCAACAAAUGUUUUGUGUUGAACCAAGGCAGAAUGUCAACAUAGCGUGAUCUGAUAUCUUUUUGAUUUUGUGUUAAGCUUUAAUUUAUACGAGAUAAUUUGGUUUUGUUUACUGAAUUGAUAAUGUUCGAGCGUAGCCCUUGAUCAGAGCUUUCGAGCUUUCGCUCUGAACAAGGGCUAACAAUCGAAAUAUUAACUUUAGAUGUUUACAGUUGCCAAACUAGAUUAUCAAAUUAGCUGAAAGAACCAAACUAUCGUGUAAUAUCCCACCGACGCAAAACUCCAGCAUCCCUGGAAACCUAGCCACUUUAUGUCUUUAUACGACUCCGUUAACUGGCAAUAUCUCACUUUAUUCAUUGACCGGGAAAAUGCGAAACUAGUGAAUGUAAUAUUCCGGUUGCCAAAAGCACAGCCCUCGAUAAGCCCAUCACCGUCUUUACCGUUUUACUCAUUUUUAUCAAAAUAUAUGGACCAAAGACAAAACAAUCAGUGUCUGCAUGCAUGCAAAAAUCAUGUAGUCAAUUCGUUAAGAUAAACAGAAAAUUAAUUUGAAUUUAUUAAAUUGCAUUAUCACCGCUCACAAAUCGGCCGUUCAACGAUUUUUCAUCAGAUAGACAGCUAUAUUGUGAGCAGAUUUUCAAAGUCUAUUUCAAGGCACAGUGAAUUAAGUUAAAAAUAAUCUUCAACUUGGAACCUGUCUAUUGGAUGUCGCUGAAUGCGAGCAAGAAAAUUCGAGUUGUGUUUGAUGAUGAUAACUUACAAUUACGAAGCAAAAUCAUCAUAAUCAGUUAUUCACAGGUUGAGCAGCACAGAAAAUAUUUUCCAAAGUCAAUCAAUUCUCAAAAUGCGCUUGCUAUUUGCAGUUCAUUUCAUCGCAAAUAUCCUUGCGGUGUUCCCUGUUUUAAGCGACGCCAGACAACAUUCAUGUACCGCCAUUAAGACGCUUGAAACGAAAGUGGACAAUCUUAUUGCGCUGGUUAAGGACGCUUUGCCUCCAAAGCCUUCAGGUACAUUUUCGAUGAUAUUGGGAUAUGGUAUUUAAUGUUUUCAUAUUUCAAGUAUUCUCAACACGCUCAGAUCUUAAAAUGGCGGUCUUAUUUUUCUCAUAGCCGGUCCCUUCUCCUCUUGCAAGGAACAGUACCACAUAGGAAGGUAAGUACAGAGCAAUCUGUUUUAAUUGUGAGAUUCCAAAUCACUAACUUGAUGCAUAUUUACAUUCCAUUGUGGUAGAUAUGAGGACCCUACGUUUGCAUACAGGCUGACUCAGUUUUUUUGACUUCAUCUUUUUACGUAAGGUCGAGACAAAGCCAAGUAUACCCGUUAAUGUUUGGUUCCCAAAAGAUCCCUGUUUUCUGUCACAUGGGAAACUUUGGAUGUGGGGAUGGAGGAUGGACGCUGGCCAUGAAGAUUGAUGGCGUGAAGGUUAACUACCUCCUUCUUUUAUAAACUCUCUAUAUCGCUGAAAUUAACGAAGGCAAAUAAAAGAUGCAGUUCUUGUUUUUCAGAGAACCUUCCAUUACGAUUCCCAUUUCUGGAGCAACAGAAAUAGUUAUAACUUUGCUGGAGGCAAGACUGGCUUUGACUCACAAGAGACCAAGUUACCAACCUACUGGAGCACACCCUUCUCCAAGAUCUGCCUCGGUAUGAAGAUUGGUCAUCAGCUCAGGUUCAUUGUCAUCAACAGGCACGCCAACUCAUUGUUCUCACUGAUCGCUGAUGGGAAAUACCGCGCCACCUCAUUGGGCCGUAACACGUGGAAGUGGCUGAUUGGUUCACGGGCCUCCUUGCAGCCCAACUGCAAUAAGGAAGGAUUCAAUGCAGUGGGAAGCAACCCUCGUCAUUCCAAAGCAAGAAUCGGCAUCACCGCUAACCAGGAGAAUAACUGUGGUUCCUGUGACUCCCGAAUUGGUUUUGGUACAGGAGGUCUAUUUGAUGAUUCUAACACGUGUGGAAAUGAGGCAACGUACUCGCCAGAUAAUGGACACAAGCACAUCAAAGCCAUGGGUUACAUCCUGGUACAGUAA